AUGGAUAACCGUGGGGGCUUCUUCUUUUUCGUUGUUGCAGUCUACAUCCUGCUCAGCUCAUCGAACCGGGCUCCGUUGAUCGAUCAGACCGGCGAACGCGAAGCACGACUUGCCCACGAGGCAAAUGCGACCAGAUGGCUCAAUGAUUCUGUAUACGACGAUCUCGAUCCCCAGGCGGACAAAUGGCUUCCGAUAGCAGGAUUGAGACAGAAUGAUAGCUAUUCCUGGGACCUGUUGCCGCAGGCACAACAAAUAGCAAGGCGAAAUAUACGUUCUGCUCUAAAGAGCGGAGGUUUCCAGAGCCCACCGGAGUUGGAAUUGCCAGAUCAAGCGCCAUCCGUUAACUUAUCUUCAUUAUCGCUUCCGGUUUAUCGCAACAUCACAGGGAAGCUUCGCGGAGAUUGGACUAAACAUGCGGUGCCUCAUGGGCCACUCUUAAACACGACUGCCUUGAUGCAAGAGAAUGACUUCAUAACCCAAGAAUUCGGUCUCAAUAUCACAGGAGAAACUGGACGAGUAUAUGUUGAUUUUGUAAGUGGCGAUGAACAAAAGGUCGAACAGUAUGGGACGUCGGUGCGGCAAAUCCGCGCAGAUCUGGCAUUCGAAAGCGAUGCUGCAUGGGGCAGCACCUGGUAUAUGUCGACGUUUGGGUUGCAUUUUCCGGAUCAAGGCGCAAUCAUAUUAACGACUACGAGCGAGAAAUAUGACGGACUUUUGGCACUGCCCCAUUUGACACUUUCGCAUGAUACAUUUAAUAUCUCUCGCGAGGCAAUGGUGCAGAUACUUUCAGAUAAUAUUUCCAGGAAGCGCAGAUAUGAAUCGACUUUCUUCCCAUGGUCCUCUCUUCCUAGAGGAGUCCAUCCUAUGGCAUUCGCAACCCCAAAGUGCGAGUACAUUCUCUACAUACAACAACGUCCAGUCAACAUUGGCGGAAAAGCCCCGAAUCGUACGUUAUUAGAUAAAAUCGAGCAGGAACUUAGGUUCCCGGCGGGAAUACCGAUUCCCCCUCCUCCUAUGAUAGAAAUGUCCUUUGUUGUGUUCUCUCCGGACUGUGGGAUACUUCUGGAGUCGAAAGGUGCACCUGACUUCCCUCCUUCCGAGGGCCUCUACGUCGUCGGGCCGAAACAAGAGGAGUACCGAAAGUUUGCUUCGCGGACGAUAUACUCACUGGGUGCAAUCAUGACAGGGCAGUUGUACUUACUAAUGCGACAGAUAAAAGAGGCCUCUACACCGUCCACUAGAAGUCGCAUCAGUUUCUACUCCAUUGCGCUGAUGUCAUUGGGAGAUGCAAUGGUCAUGACUAUGACAUUAUUAGCUUUGUUCGAGGAUACCUCUUUUAUCGAGAUAUCAGCGACGGCUUUCCUCGUAUUUCUUUCAGUCUGUUACAUAGGCAUGAGAUUCAUGAUGGAAGUAUGGGCAGUCCAGGUACCCGAGCGACGGAAUCAGGACCGUCACACAGAAACGAAUAACAAUCAGGAUAGUCUACCACCUCCUGUUACUGCAGCUGCAGCAGUCAGUUCUGGUGCAACUCCGGUCGUCCUACCUCCAGAUCAAACAAGACCCAAUGCGGCCACACCUGCUCCCACGACUACACCUGGAGCUACACAACCCAACAAUACCAUGCCUUCACAAUCAGAGAUAGGAGCAGACGUUGGGACCAUGUACGCACGGUUUUACUUCGUUCUAGGCUGCGUGAGCAUCGUUACACUAUGGUCGUUUCUCUUCCCGAGUAAAAUCGGGGCCAUAUAUGCAAAGAUCAUCAGUUUUGUUUACCUAUCGUUUUGGAUACCACAAAUUUACCGCAAUAUUAUGCGGAACUGUCGCAAAGCACUAACAUGGGAGUUCGUCAUCGGCGAAAGCAUCCUACGCCUCGUCCCUUUUGUGUACUUUCUCACUGCACGAGGAAAUGUCCUAUUCGUUCGCCCCGACACUACAACGGCAUUGGCGAUGGCUGGCUGGGUCUGGGUCCAAGCUUGGAUCCUUGCCAGUCAAGAUAUUUUAGGCCCCCGAUUCUUCGUUCCCAAUGGCUGGGCUCCUCCAGCCUAUGAUUAUCACCCUGUCAUACAUGACACCUCCAGAAGUGGAACCGGCGACGACCUGGAAUCUGGCACUACUCUACCUAUCGGCUACCUUCGCGCCGAAGAAAGAGAUACCACUACACCAAGCACUACAGCUGGAAGCAGUCGCGGUCAGGCAGACAAGCCACCACGACCCAAGGAUAAAAAGAAGAAAAUAUUUGAUUGUGCUAUAUGCAUGCAAGACAUCGAAGUCCCUGUUAUUGUAUCUCCAAAUGGCAUUGGAGCAUCUAGCAUGACUGAUGGUGCAAGUAGUAUCUUGAGCCGAAGGGCAUAUAUGCACAUGUUUGGAAAGUUGGAUGAGGUUAAGGUUGCAGUGUCCGAUUUGCCGUGA
Molecule: messenger RNA, 2409 nt
Organism: Talaromyces stipitatus ATCC 10500
Lineage: Eukaryota; Fungi; Ascomycota; Eurotiomycetes; Eurotiales; Trichocomaceae
Product: RING finger ubiquitin ligase (Tul1), putative
Exons: 2
Coding region: 1-2409 (802 amino acids)
Source: RefSeq, a predicted model, not a curated record